CUAAUUAACCUUUAUUUGCAUAUCUGCAAACAUGGUAACUCCUUUCACGUUAUGCAUGUGUAACAACAUUCCUCUCCCCACCAAAAGAAGCCCUGACCUCAAGGCUAAUAUAUCUAAAAAGACGACAAGGAUAAAAUGGGCAUCAAUACAAAAGGGCUUCUGGAAGAGCAUCCAGUGCCUCAAAAAGAAAGAGCACUGUGGCAUGUGCAUUAAGUCGAGGCUUACAUGCACGGGGAAAACUUACUUACAUUUUAGAUGGAGAUAAUGUCCGGCAUGGUCUGAAUAGGGAUCUUAGUUUUGGAGCAAAGGAUCGAACAGAAAACAUUAGACGGGUCGGCGAGGUGGCAAAGCUUUUUUCAGAUGCUGGAGUCAUUUGCAUUGUCAGUUUGGUAUCUCCAUAUAGAAAGGAGCGGGAUUUUUGUCGUUCUUUACUUUUAGAAGGAGAUUUCAUUGAGGUGUUUAUGGAUGUUCCUUUGCACGUUUGCGAGGCAAGAGACCCCAAGGGACUGUACAAACUUGCCCGCGCAGGUUUUACUGGGAUUGAUGAUCCAUAUGAGCCACCUAUGAGUCCUGAGAUAGUGCUUCGCCUCGAUCAAGGAUGUAAUGAUUCACCCAGUGCAAUGGCUGAGAUUGUGAUCUCUUACCUGGAGGAAAAGGGGUACCUUGAACCAUAGCCACCUCCUCACAUCCUAGUCCAUUUGUCUCCGAAAUGCAGGAAAUAUAGGGAUUUAGUCGAUGACUGCAGAUUUGGCCUAUUCUGUCCAUCCGUAAUUAGAGAGGGACGACAAGGAAGAAACAAAUGGCACAUGAUCAU
Molecule: messenger RNA, 814 nt
Organism: Cuscuta campestris
Lineage: Eukaryota; Viridiplantae; Streptophyta; Magnoliopsida; Solanales; Convolvulaceae
Source: the annotation of a GenBank genome assembly